This is a messenger RNA of Maudiozyma barnettii, 318 nucleotides long. RefSeq names its product Coa6p (gene COA6). The coding region runs from base 1 to 318 and encodes 105 amino acids. Lineage: Eukaryota; Fungi; Ascomycota; Saccharomycetes; Saccharomycetales; Saccharomycetaceae. The transcript has a single exon. The record is from RefSeq and is a predicted model, not a curated record. Gene Ontology annotation, cellular component: respiratory chain complex IV; mitochondrial intermembrane space; mitochondrion. Gene Ontology annotation, biological process: mitochondrial respiratory chain complex IV assembly.
AUGGUUUGGUUUCCUUUUGUAUCAGGAAAUAAACCUGAAUUUAAAAAUAAUAGAGAAGCAAGAAAACAAUGCUGGGAAUCAAGAGACAUUUAUUUUGACUGUCUUAAUAAGAUCGAUGUUAUUAGUCCCUUAGAUCCAAAAAAUAAAAUUAAAAUUAAAAAGAAUUGUAGCAAUCAAGAAAAAGGGUUUGAAAAUGAUUGUGCAAAUAGUUGGAUAAGUUAUUUUAAAGAGAAAAGAGUAACAGAUUAUAGAAAUGAAUUGAUUCAAAAACAAAUGCAACAAGAUGAACAAAAUCAAAAUCAAUUACAACAGAAAUAA